Messenger RNA from Thrips palmi, 2824 nucleotides. Its product is annotated as acyl-CoA synthetase short-chain family member 3, mitochondrial. Lineage: Eukaryota; Metazoa; Arthropoda; Insecta; Thysanoptera; Thripidae. The record is from RefSeq and is a predicted model, not a curated record. The transcript has 14 exons. Bases 168 to 2249 code for a protein of 693 amino acids.
CCGGUCGCAGGUCGCCAGUGGCUCACAGCCCCCGCCGACGACGUGAACGUGCUGCCCCGUGAGGACUGAGACCUUGUCGCCGACCCGUGCGUCCUCUUCCCGUUCGCGAGUGUGGCGGUGGACUUUCAGUGCCGGAAGUGUAGGAGAGUCGCGCCGUCCCGGACGACAUGUUCAGCCCCAGUCACGUCAACGGGGACCGAACCAACAAGAUCGCGCCGAUGAACGACGGCGCCAAGGGCAAUGGGGUCCUCCUGUACCCCCGCAGAGAUGACAUCCGCGACCUCCGCGACCUCAACGAUGAAGACUUGAUAGUGAAACACAACCGAUUCUACAGCGCGACGUACGAGGAGACGUUCCACCGGUCCAUCGACGACCCGGAGACCUUCUGGGGGGAGGUGGCCGAGGAGGUGUCGUGGACCAAGCGGUGGGACAGAGUCAUCGACGACACCAACCAGCCCUUCACAAAAUGGUUCGUCGGCGGAGAGCUGAACGCGUGCUACAACGCCGUGGACAGGCACGUGGAGGCGGGCCACAAAGACAAGGUCGCCCUCAUCCACGCCAGCCCAGUCACCAACACUACCAGGAGAGUCACCUACGGCGAGCUGCAGGACCAAGCGUCACGGCUGGCCGGCGCCCUCGCCGCCCUGGGGGUCACGAAGGGAGACAGGGUGCUCAUCUACAUGCCGCUCAUCCCGGAGACCAUCAUCGCCAUGCUGGCCACCGUCCGCCUCGGCGCCAUCCACUCAGUCGUGUUUGGGGGUUUCGCAGCACGGGAACUCCGCACGCGGAUCGAGCACGCCGAACCUAGAGUAAUCAUUGCGGCCAGCUGCGGGGUGGAACCCCACAAGGUCGUGCGGUACAAAGACAUUGUGAACGAGGCCGUCGCAGCCUCGAAGGUGAAGCCCGACCACUGCAUCAUCUUCCAGCGGCGGAAUGUGUUCGAGGCCGAGCUGACCCCGGGCCUGGACCUCGACUGGAGCGACGUGGUGGCCAAGGCCGCGCCGCACCCCUGCGUGCCCGUCGAGGCCAACUGGCCCCUGUACAUCCUAUACACCUCCGGAACCACAGACCAGCCAAAGGGCAUCCUCCGGCCGACAGGCGGCCACCUCGCCACGCUGUGCUGGACCAUGAAGACGAUCUACGGCAUGAAGUCGGGCGAUGUGUGGUGGACGGCGUCGGACAUGGGCUGGGUCGUGGGCCACUCCUACAUCUGCUACGGCCCGCUGCUGGCCGGGCUCACGUCCGUCAUGUACGAGGGCAAGCCGGACCGCACCCCCGACGCGGGCCAGUACUUCAGGAUAAUCCAAGAGCACCAAGUGAACGCCAUGUUCACCGCCCCCACCACGAUGAGACUGAUCAGGAGAGCCGACCCCAUGGUGAAGCUGGGCAGAAAAUACUCCACCAAGUCAUUAAAAAACGUUUUUGUCGCUGGAGAGCACUGUGAUCAGGAGACGCUCCAGUGGGCGGAAUCUGUCUUCAAAGUUCCUAUUCUCAACCACUGGUGGCAGACAGAGACUGGCCACGCCAUCACGGCGUCGUGCGUCGGACUCAACCACAGUACCAAACCCCCCAAAUACUCAGCGGGGAUGCCCUUCCCGGGCUACGACGUGCGGGUGCUGCGGGCGGACGGCGAGGAGGCGUCGCCCCAGGAGCUGGGCAGGAUCGUCGUGAAGCUGCCCAUGCCGCCGGGGACCAUGUGCACACUGUACAAGGCGGACGAGCGGUUCAAGAGCGUCUACUUCUCCAAAUACCCCGGCUUCUACGACACGAUGGACGCCGGGUUCCGCGACGAGUACGGCUACGUGUACGUGACGGCGAGAGACGAUGACGUCAUCAACGUGUCGGGGCACCGCCUGUCCACGUCGGCCCUCGAGGACGUGGUCAUGGCCCACCCGGACGUCAUCGACUGCGCCGUGGUCGGCGUGCCCGAGCCCACCCGGGGGGAGGUGCCCUUGUGCCUGUUCAUCAUGAGGCAAGGGUCCCAGAAGAAGGCGUCGGAGAUCUCCCGCGAGCUGGUCAGCAUGAUCCGCGAGCUGAUCGGGCCCAUCGCCGCCUUCAAGCUGUCCGCCGCCGUGCGGGGGCUGCCGCGCACCCGGUCGGGGAAGACGGCGCGCAAGUCCAUCGCCGACCUCGCCAGGAACAAGUUCGUCAAGAUUCCGGGAACCAUCGAGGACCCCACCGUGUACAGGGAGAUCAAGAUGGUGCUGCAAAAGUUAGGCUACGCCAAAACCGCGCCCGACCCAGAGUGAUGGUGGUCUUCCAUAGCGCCCACCAAAUAAACCUGACUUUGUGAUGUAAGAUAGUGUAAUUAUUAGUUGGCAAAGCACGAAAAAGAUGAACGAAAAUCUACCCUUUUUUUGGUCAUCUCGAUGUUUUAAUGUUUCGCCGACUCAGUCGUGUUGCUCUGCGUUCUCAAUGCUGUACAUUGUGAUUUUUAACGUAAAGUGUACAUGUCUGGGAUGAGGAAUCGACAUUUCAGAUGUUAAUGCGAUUAUUUUUCAAAUGGACAUAACAGUGUACAUAGACUUGAGAUGGAAACUAUACCGUAGUUUACAACAUGUCUGCUGGACAGAUAUUUAUUUUUUUCAUAAGAGCCUGGGCUACAAAGAUGUGCCCAUGGCGCGAGAUAGUGUAUUUAUUGUAGCAUUUGUUUUCCGUAAAGGGUAAAUUAUAUCAGAUUUUUAUUCGUUCUUGUCGCAAACUACUGCAUUUUCGUUCACUGCAUUUCAGAAGAGAUAUACAACGUGGAGAUAGAUCAAAAAUUCAGUGCAAGUUUAACUGAUCUGCAUGUCGAAAUAAAGUGACCAAGCGGUACAAAAAGAGA